GCAGGAAGCGGAAGUGUGCUGUGUGCUGAUGUGUGGGACGCAGCUGGAUCCGUUCAGAACCUUUAAGAGAAAGCAGAGCGGGCGGAACACCGAGCUGGAACCGGAGCUUGGAGCGUAAAGUGUGAUGAAUGAAGCCGAGCUGCUGAAGCUGAGCUCGGCUGCUUUUUCCUCCCAGAGACGGAGCCAGCAGCGUCCAGGAGCCGCUGAGGACCCAGAGACAGGGGGCCAGACAGGGGCCCCGCUCGGUUUGCCAUAACAUCAUGAGUGUGAAGAAAGAAGACCACAUAGUACUGAAGCAAGAGACUGAUACCUUAACUGGAACAGUUUAUGGAUCUCUUGAAAUCAAAGAAGAACCAGAAGAACUAGAACUGAAGGAAGAAGAUUUUAAAUCAGAACCUCAGUCGAUGAUGAAGACUGAGGUUGAAAGUAUCAGUCAGGAUGAAAACCAGGAUGUACUAAAGCAAGACCCUGAUACAUUAAUGGGAACAGGUUCUGAAUCUCUUGAAAUCAAAGAUGGACCCAAACAAGUUUGGGAAGACGCACAUGGAUCAGGACCUCGGCAGAUGGUGAGGAAAGAGAUUGAUGGAAUCUGUCAGGGUGUAGUGAAGCAGGAGACUGAAAUCUUGACCCCGACAGUUUCUAGUGAUGAAACAGACCUUCAACAACCUGAACUAAAUAGAAACCAAAUCCUCUUUCAGAACAUCCCUAAAGCAGAGCAUAAAGAAAUAAAGUCUGACAAAGCCUCAGAAUCCAGUAAAGAUGAGCAGCAACAGAGCACGGCUCAGAAAACCAGAGGUCAAAGUGACAAUGUUGAGCAAAUGAUGGACAAGCAAAUUGAGGAAAUUAAAAGAUAUAAAGAGUGUGAAUUGUGUGGUAAAAGGUUAAAAUCAAGUUGGAGUUUAAAAACUCACUUGAGAAUACACACCGGUGAGAAGCCUUUCUCCUGUGUAACCUGUGGGAAGAGUUUUAUUCAUAAAAAAAGCUUGACUAACCACAUGAGAACCCAUACAGGAGAGAAGCCUUUCUCGUGUGUAACCUGUGGAAAACAUUUUUCUGAAAAGAGUUGUUUGAGAAGACACUUAAGAUCCCAUACAGGUGAGAAGCCUUUCUCGUGUGUGACUUGUGGAAGAACCUUUUCUGACAAGAGUCAUUUGAGAAGACACUUAAGAUGUCAUACAGGUGAGAAGCCUUUCUCAUGUGAUACCUGUGGGAGAAAGUUCAGUGAAAAAGGAUCUUUAUCUAUACACACAAGAACUCACACAGGAGAGAAGCCUUUUUCAUGUGAUACCUGUGGGAAAAGGUUCAGUGAAAAAUCAUAUUUGGCUAUACACACAAGAACUCACACAGGCGAUAAGCCUUUCUCAUGUAUAAUAUGUGGGAAGAGAGCUAAUAAAAAACGUGAUUUGACUAUCCAUAUGAGAACCCAUACAGGAGAGAAGCCUUUCUCGUGUGAUACCUGUGGAAAACUGUUCAGUAAAAAAUCAUGUUUGGAUAUACACAACAGAAUUCACACAGGAGAGAAGCAAUUCUCGUGUGUAACCUGUGGAAAGAGUUUUAUGCUUAAAACUAGAUUGACGAUCCACAUGAGAACCCAUACUGGAGAGAAGCCUUUUUCAUGUGUAACCUGUGGGAAGAGAUUUAGUCAAAACAGUUAUUUGACUAUCCACAUCAGAACCCAUACAGGAGAGAAGCCUUUCUCAUGUGUAACAUGUGGGAAGAGAUUUAAUCAACAAUGUGAUUUGACUAGUCACAUUAGAACCCAUACAGGAGAGAAGCCUUUCUCGUGUGUAACAUGUGGAAGAGAGUUUUCUGAAAUGAGUUGUUUGAGAAGACACUUAAGAUCCCAUACAGGUGAGAAGCCUUUCUCGUGUGUAACUUGUGGACAAACUUUUUCUGACAAGAGUCAUUUGAGAAGACACUUGAGAUGUCAUACAGGUGAGAAGCCUUUCUCAUGUGAUACAUGUGGGAGAAGGUUCAGUGAAAAAUCAUAUUUGGCUAUACACACAAGAACUCACACAUGAGAAAAGUGUUUCUCAUGUAUAAUAUGUGGGAAGAGAUUUAAUCAAAAAUGUGAUUUGACUAGCCACAUGAGAGGCCAUACUGGAGAGAAGCCAUUUGUUUGUAUAACAUGUGGAAACAUUUUUAGUCAAAAACACAUUCUGAUUACCCACAUGAGAAGUCACACAGUCGUAUAAUGUAUAAUCUGUUAAAUGUUUAAUUCAUGAAAGUAAUUUAACUAGACAUGUUCAAGCUCACAAACUAAAAACGAUUUCCAUGUUAAAUUUUUGGUAAAGGUGUCUAGCUUUAAUUUCCUUUCAGUGCUUUGUGGUGUACCUUUGAUUCAUUAAAGCAGUUUAAAAGACCC
This is a messenger RNA of Fundulus heteroclitus (mummichog), 2365 nucleotides long. Its product is annotated as gastrula zinc finger protein XlCGF57.1. Lineage: Eukaryota; Metazoa; Chordata; Actinopteri; Cyprinodontiformes; Fundulidae. The transcript has 2 exons. Bases 261 to 2021 code for a protein of 586 amino acids. The record is from RefSeq and is a predicted model, not a curated record. Gene Ontology annotation, molecular function: DNA-binding transcription factor activity, RNA polymerase II-specific; RNA polymerase II cis-regulatory region sequence-specific DNA binding. Gene Ontology annotation, biological process: regulation of DNA-templated transcription.